GAUGGGAUACAGGGGAUGGAAUCGCCGGGCACUUCCUUCCGUCUCGCGAUCUUUCCUCCUUCUCCUCCCCUCCUCCUCCUCCUCUCAUCCCUGUCACCUCAACUACCUUUUAUGGCUGCUCUCCGUACCCUCCUGCGGGCGCUCCGUGCCCCCCAGCACACCCCGUUGGGGACACCACACACCGCUAGGGCUGCCCAAUUGCACCCCGGGCCUCUGCCCCCGGCCAAAGGUUCCUUCCUUCUGCUGGCGUCCGGGGCUGCGGGGGCAGCGGCUGCUCUGGCUUGUUACGUCGUCUACAGGGAUUAUACCAGUGAGCACCGGGGAAAGCGGCCUCGUCGCCUCACAUUGUCACCGGAUAACGGGAAGCGAAUGGGAGCGAGUAUCCUGCCGCCUGUCAGCGCUGCGAGCACGGCAAUAAGACCAGAGCUAGAGGAUCUAGACAUGUAUGCAUCAUCCAGAGAGCAGCGCUUUCGGACUUUCGCAUCAUUAGAAUUCGAAGGCCAGCUGUACAUGUCUCCAAGAGACUUUUUAGCGUCAGUCACAACAGAUGAACCUAGAAGUGCAAAACAUUGGAAGUCAAUUUCAAGACAAGAACAGAACCAGAUGCUGCUGGACACACCACCUGUUUGGAAAGGCACAUCACGAUUUUUUCGAACUCUUGGUGAUAAAGGCAUGAUAUCCUACACAGAAUAUUUAUUCCUGCUCUGCAUCCUGACGAAACCUCAUGCUGGAUUUAAAAUAGCAUUCAACAUGUUUGACACCGAUGGGAAUCAAAUGGUGGACAGAGAGGAAUUUUUGGUGUUGCAAGAAAUCUUCAGAAAGAAGAAUGAAAAGAAGGAAAGGAAAGGAGAAGAGGAAAAAUGUGCACAACUGCGUCUUCAACUUUAUGGAUACCUUGCAACAACUAACGGUGUACUUAAAUCAGAUCUACAAGAGCAUGUUUCCAGAAGCUAUUGGGAUACACUGAGGCGUAGUACAAGCCAAGCCCUCUUUUCGGACCUUGCAGAGGGCACAGAUGAGCUUGCCAGUUCCAUGAUUCACACCACCCUCCUUGUGCACUUUUUUGGCAAGAAAGGGAAGGCUGAACUCAACUUUGAAGACUUCUAUAAGUUUAUGGAUAACCUGCAAACCGAGGUGCUUGAAAUUGAGUUCUUGACAUACUCCAAAGGCAUGAGCACCAUUAGUGAAGAAGACUUUGCACACAUCUUGUUACGAUACACUAAUGUAGAAAACACCUCAAGCUACUUGGAAAGUGUGCGCCUUCGUAUUCCAGAAGAAAAGGGAAUCUCAUUUGACGAAUUUAGAUCCUUCUUCCAGUUUCUGAACAACCUGGAAGAUUUUGCAAUUGCCAUGCAGAUGUACAACUUUGCAAACCGAUCCAUUGGCCAAGAUGAGUUCAAGCGUGCUGUGUAUGUAGCAACAGGUCUGAAGCUGUCUCCACAUUUGGUGAACACAGUCUUCAAGAUCUUUGAUGUCGACAAAGAUGAUCAAUUGAGCUAUAAAGAAUUUAUUGGCAUUAUGAAAGACCGUCUACACCGAGGAUUCAGGGAGCCCCCAAAACAUGGUCUGAAGGACUACUAUGUGUGUGUGACAUCAGUCACCAGGAAACACCUCCGAGAGUUCUUCAGGAAUUUCCGAAGCAGAGAUACGAUAAGAUGAAAAAUGCAGCCGUUCUAUCCCCAUUCUUUCAGCUGUCAGAGAAGGCAUGUCAGCAGACAAUGUAGCGACUGUAUGGUUUCAUUUGUACCCAUUUAUUUAUCACUGGUCUCACCUAUUUUUUUUUUAGUGAUGCACAUUUUUAGAAUUCAUUUACGUACAGAAGUUGGCUUACUAUUCUUAAUUAAACUGUAUCAAUUGUAGGCAUAUUUAUACACCAGAAGAAUAAGUUCACUAGUAUAUAUAUUUAUUUUUGUUAUAUCUCAUAUUGCACCAAUGUUUGGCUUAAUGUGAAGUCUAAAAUUUCACACUUGUUUCUUGCACUUUUCAAAUAAUGAAAUUCUUACUUAUGAUCCCCCUAAAUGUGAAUGUGCACACAGAACCCAAAGGUUUAGCCCAUUUCUGUUGUAGUUUUGGAGUGGAACUGCAUUGUGCCUUAUAAUGCUGCUGCCGUCUGAAUCCUGUUGUGCCUUGAUGCCUCUGAGUGUCGUUCUAUUGCAUGCCCAAGGCCUUAAAGGAACAGUAACACCAAACAAUUUCAGCAUUUUAAAAUAAUUUAGAUAUAGGGGCCGAUGCAUCAAG
Molecule: messenger RNA, 2238 nt
Organism: Xenopus laevis (African clawed frog)
Lineage: Eukaryota; Metazoa; Chordata; Amphibia; Anura; Pipidae
Gene: micu3.L
Product: mitochondrial calcium uptake family member 3 L homeolog
Biological process (GO): calcium import into the mitochondrion; mitochondrial calcium ion transmembrane transport; mitochondrial calcium ion homeostasis
Cellular component (GO): mitochondrial inner membrane; uniplex complex; mitochondrial intermembrane space
Molecular function (GO): calcium ion binding
Source: RefSeq, a predicted model, not a curated record